GGUGAAAUGAGAGUUGCGCUACUGGCUACUGUAUAUACUAUGGUUUAGUAUCACCAGUAAACAACGUUAAUAAAUUUAUUGCACCAUUUCGCACAAUUUUGUGAAUAUCUGUCAGUGUAUUUAGAUAUUUAAAGGUUCCGUUAUUAUAACCGAAAAUGAGUAAAGCACAUCCACCAGAACUUAAGAAAUAUAUGGAUAAAAGACUAUCCCUAAAGUUGAAUGGGGGCCGGCGCGUUGUUGGAAUAUUAAGAGGUUUUGAUCCAUUCAUGAACAUGGUUAUAGAUGAAAGUAUAGAAGAAUGCAAGGAUGGUACUAAGAACAAUAUAGGAAUGGUGGUAAUUCGUGGCAACAGCGUCAUAAUGUUAGAAGCUUUGGAUCGAAUAUAACAUAUAUGUAUUUUACUAGAACUUAUCUCUAUCUUAUCUGUAUCUUAAACAAGUAUAUAUUUUAAUAAAUC
This is a messenger RNA of Cyphomyrmex costatus, 457 nucleotides long. RefSeq names its product small nuclear ribonucleoprotein G (gene SNRPG). NCBI's taxonomy places the organism in Eukaryota, Metazoa, Arthropoda, Insecta, Hymenoptera, Formicidae. Gene Ontology annotation, molecular function: RNA binding. Gene Ontology annotation, biological process: mRNA splicing, via spliceosome; spliceosomal snRNP assembly. The transcript has 4 exons. The coding region runs from base 156 to 386 and encodes 76 amino acids. Gene Ontology annotation, cellular component: catalytic step 2 spliceosome; U2-type prespliceosome; U5 snRNP. The record is from RefSeq and is a predicted model, not a curated record.